This is a messenger RNA of Penicillium mononematosum, 1050 nucleotides long. RefSeq names its product SGNH/GDSL hydrolase family protein. Gene Ontology annotation, molecular function: hydrolase activity, acting on ester bonds. The transcript has 6 exons. Bases 1 to 1050 code for a protein of 349 amino acids. NCBI's taxonomy places the organism in Eukaryota, Fungi, Ascomycota, Eurotiomycetes, Eurotiales, Aspergillaceae. The record is from RefSeq and is a predicted model, not a curated record.
AUGUCGUAUGACAUGCGUCUUAGCCAUCACCUCUGGCACUACAUCCGCCAGGGCAAUUCCUCUAUCAAAACCAGCCAAAUUCGACUGGCCAUCGACCAAGGCCCUCCUUCAAUUUCUCAAGUAGCACUGACCCUAGAUCAAAGAAUCGCCUUCGGCGACUCCUACACUUAUGUCCAAGGAACCCUCGGACGCCAGAAUUACAGUUUCAUUGGAGACCAAUUCAACCUCGCAUAUGACGCGGAAACGCUGCUUUCCAACCAGAUAGUCCAGAACCAAACCGCAACAGCAGAAGGCGGCCCCAACUGGGUCGAGUAUCUCACAAAUUGCGGCGUCAACCAAGGCCUCACCUCACCACAACACUGCAAAAAGCAACUCUGGGACUUUGCAUUUGCAGGCGCCGACAUAUCAACCGAGCACACACCCCUCCACCACAACUUCACAGUCUCCCUAGUAGACCAAAUAAACCAAUUCAAGCAAUACGGCCACCCAGCGCUCGAACAAAGCCUACCAGACUUCAACCAAGAUAAAACCCUAAUCGCCCUCUGGAUCGGGAUAAACGACAUAAACGACAGCGCCAAAUACGCCGUCGACUUCCGAACCUUCUACAAAAGUCUCACAGACACACUCUUCGAAUCCGUAGAGACCCUCUACAGCCUGGGCUACAGAAGCUAUCUGUUCAUGAACCUGCCGCCGCUGAGACCGCACGCCGGGGAACCAAGCAAAGAUCCGAACGCCACGCAGGUUGGGUGGUACAAUGCCGCGCUGGCGGAUCAUGCGGCUGCGUUUGCGGAAAGCCAUAGGGAGGCGCGGGUUAUGCUCUUUGAUGCGCAUGCGAGGUUGGCUGAUAUGCUUGAUGAGCCCUGGAAGUAUGAUAUUGUGAAUACGACGGAUUUCUGUGCUGGGUAUGAUCAGCCGGAUAUUGCGGUUGAGUAUGAGAAGUAUGGGUGUCCGACGUCGUUGGAAAGGUAUUUCUGGUUUAAUUCGGGUCAUAUGACUAGCCAUGUGCAUGAGGUUUUGGCAGGGGAGGUGGAAAGGUGGUUGCAGAAAUAG